This is a messenger RNA of Cyanistes caeruleus (blue tit), 982 nucleotides long. RefSeq lists its product as uncharacterized. The record is from RefSeq and is a predicted model, not a curated record. NCBI's taxonomy places the organism in Eukaryota, Metazoa, Chordata, Aves, Passeriformes, Paridae.
UUGUGACACAGGGGCCGUGCUGUGCCCAGAGGCCACCAUGACCUCUGGGAGAGGUUUGGGGCACAGAGCCCUGGUGUGCACUGCCCAAGGGCACCUUUCUCAGGAGGCAGCAGCUGCCUGAGAGCCUCUGCAGGAAAGCAUGACAGAGACACCCAAGGGGGAGAAGAUGGACUUCAAACAGCCGCAGGUGGACCAUGGGCAGCCACAGAACGAGAAGCGCUGCCCAAAAGCUCCUCCUGAGGCACAAAAGGCAGCAAAGGCAGCAGCCCAGGUCGAGCAGGUGUCCUCAGCAGGGGCACAGAGCCAUGUCCCACUCCUGCAGAGCCCCUGCUCUGCCCCAGGCCCCUCAUCUGCCCAGGGAGCAGCACAGACCCUCAGCAGGCAGCGAGCGCUGCUGGCAGCACCAGAGCUCAGGGAGGGGGCCUGGGCCAACGAGGAGGGAAAGAGGGAAGUCUUCCAUCCCCUGCAGCCAUGCCCAGGGGAAGACCACAUGGAACAAGAGCUCUCCCAAGGGGAAGUCAGUGGAAUCCUGAACCUGCCCCAAGGGGGAAACGACAGCAGAAACGACAGCAGCAAAACAUCACUGCAUGAAAACUGGAGACGCAUCACAAUCCAGACUAUCUGGGUCAACCCCAAGUACCCAGAGCUCUUCCAGGACACCCUCCAGGAGGAGACAAAGAAAGAAACUCCUUCCUCAGACGAGCAGGUGCCAGCAGCAGGGGCACAGAGCCCUGCCCCAGACAGCCCCUGCUGCUCUCCCUGUUCCUCACGGACCCAGCUGGCAGCCCAGACCCUCAGCAACCUGCAGAGUGUCCACAGGCUGCCCUCCAGCCCCAGGCAGGCUCUGCAGGCUCUGUGCAUCCUGCUCUGGUGCUCCUGCAUGGAGUUGCAGCUGAAUGAUUAGUGCCUGCUGCCACUCUAAUUCAAAUCAGCUCCCUUGGGACAGUUCAGUUGUCAAUAAAUAUUUUUAUAUUUUCAAAGA